AUGUCAAAGUUUUCUCUCCAAGGACGUACCGCACUAGUGACAGGAGGCGCCCGAGGAUGCGGUCUAGCUUUUGCGCGUGGACUGGCAGAAGCAGGCGCGAAUAUCGCAAUCUUCGACGUUAUACCACCGGAUGAAGCAUUCGCAUCAAUUGAAAAAGAUUGCUCUGUGAAGACCGCUUAUUACAAGUUAGUGACUCUCAUUAUACUAUUCUACACAAUAGCUAAUCCAAGAAGAGUGGAUGUAUCCUCCGAAGAAUCUCUCCAAACCGGCUUCAAGCAAUUCCAAAAGGACUUCGAUAACGCCCUUGACAUCUGUGUUCCCUGCGCAGGGAUCAAUCGCCAUCUCCCCUUUCUAGAUUUCACCUACAAAGACCACCAAGACCUGCUCUCGAUCAACGUACUUGGACUAUACUUUACGGCUCAAUUGGCAGCGAAGCAGAUGAUCGCGAAUGGGACUAAGCAUGGCAGCAUUGUUCUGGUAGCCAGUAUGGCGAGCCAUAUCGCGGUGCGCAGUCAGUUGUGCAGCGCAUACUGCGGGACUAAGGGUGCCGUUCGAUCUAUGUGUCCAGCGAUCGCAAAAGAGCUAGCACAAUACAACAUUCGUGUAAAUUCAAUUUCUCCAGGCUAUGUACGAACUGAAAUGACCGCCUCUUUCCCCCAUCUUCUCGAAGGCUGGAAAUCGGAAGCGAUGAACGGACGGAUUGCCGAGCCGGAGGAUAUCAUGGGGGCAUGCGUGUUCCUGGCUAGUGACGCGAGCGCAUACAUGACGGGGCAGGAUAUUAUUGUGGAUGGGGGAGUGACCCGCUGGUAG
Penicillium pulvis is the source of this 810-nucleotide messenger RNA. Its product is annotated as lung carbonyl reductase. The transcript has 4 exons. Lineage: Eukaryota; Fungi; Ascomycota; Eurotiomycetes; Eurotiales; Aspergillaceae. The coding region runs from base 1 to 810 and encodes 269 amino acids. Gene Ontology annotation, molecular function: oxidoreductase activity, acting on the CH-OH group of donors, NAD or NADP as acceptor. The record is from RefSeq and is a predicted model, not a curated record.